GACGGUUCAUCAGUUUAUCCUUCGUCGAUAUGCUUCCGCAUCAUGGUACCCCACAGUUCCCCGCCUUGAUAGAUACUGAAAAUACUGGGGAGCCGCACCUUCUUAUAUAGCGUGGGCCCCGCAGAUUCUUGAGUAGAAGUCAUUACCCCAAGUAUCAUGGCUGGAGGUGCAGUAACAGAAGCUAUCAGCCCUUACGCAGCAAGCCGUCGCAAGGCCCUAGCUGGUAAGUCAGGAUGGGCUGGCCUUGUUCAUAAUCGCAAAGUUUUUUUCAUGGCUGUAUUUGCGUCUCUUGGUGGUCUACGGUUUCUAAUGAGCUGUUUUUAUAGUAUGUAUACUUUCGACAACAGAAUGGCCUCUGCUGUCAACAACACUGGAACGAAAGGAUGGCUUGUUGCUAUCCUUGAACUUGGGGCUUGGGUCGGCGUGUUGAUCACAGGCUACCUGGCUGACAAACUCUCCCGUAAAUAUACUAUUUUAUUCGCUGUAUGUAUCUUCUGCAUAGGUGUCAUUGUACAGACAGCAGCUUUCCAGCCAUCCUCGAUUCUCGGUGGUCGAUUUAUCACUGGUCUUGGUGUUGGUUCUCUCAGCAUGGCCGUUCCUCUUUACAAUGCCGAAAUUGCGCCCCCGGAGGUCCGCGGUAGUCUUGUGGCUCUCCAGCAAUUGGCUAUCACCUUUGGUAUCAUGAUUUCCUUCUGGAUUGACUACGGAACCAACUAUAUCGGCGGAACUGGAAGUACUCAAAGCGAAGCUGCAUGGAGAAUUCCCCUCGCUCUUCAACUUGUUCCUGCACUAAUCCUGGGAAUCGGUAUUCUGUUCAUGCCCUUUUCACCGAGAUGGCUCGUCAAUCAAGGACGAGACGACGAAGCUCUUGCAGUUUUGAGUAGAGUGCGAAAGUUUCCCAUCGAAUCUGACCUCGUGCAGAUCGAAUUUUUAGAAAUAAAAGCGCAGUAUCUUUUCGAGCAAGAGAUAAACGCUGAGAAGUUCCCUCAGUAUCAGGAUGGUAGUUUCUCUUCGGACUUCAAACUAGGAUUUUUUGAUUACUUGAGCCUUCUUCGAUCUCGCACGUUGUUUUAUAGAGUUGCUGUCGGAUCACUUACGAUGUUCUUUCAACAAUGGACGGGUGUCAAUGCCAUCCUGUACUACGCUCCCAGCAUAUUCUCUUCCCUGGGUUUGACAGGAAAUACUACAAGUCUGCUUGCCACAGGAGUGGUCGGUAUAGCAAUGUUUCUCGCGACUAUACCGGCGGUCAUAUGGGUUGACAAGAUUGGUCGGAAGCCUGUUCUCAUAUCUGGAGCUUUCCUUAUGGCUGCAUGUCACAUUACCAUUGCCGUAUUAUCCGGGUUAUAUGAGGAUAAUUGGACCGAACAUGUCGCUGCUGGAUGGGCCGCCUGCGCUCUUGUGUGGGUUUUCGCUAUGGGAUUCGGGUAUAGCUGGGGACCUUGCUCUUGGAUUGUCGUCACAGAGAUCUGGCCUUUGAGCAUCCGUGGCAAGGGUGUAUCGAUCGCUGCUUCAUCAAAUUGGAUGAAUAAUUUUAUCGUUGGAGAGGUGACUCCGACAAUGCUGGCGCAUAUCCGCUUCGGGACUUUCGUGUUUUUUGGAACAUUUUCUUUCUUAGGUGGUCUGUUCAUAUGGUUUUUUGUCCCUGAGACUAAAGGCCUCAGUCUGGAAGAAAUGGACAUAGUAUUCGGUGAUGCGGAAGGACUGGGAGCAGCCGAUCUGAAACGACAAAAUGAUAUCGCCGAACGGAUCGGCUUGAACGCAUAUUCAAACGGUAGCAGUGACCCGGAGAAAGCUAGCGAAGAACGCUACGAAGAGGAGACAAAGCAAAUGUAAUAGUAGCCUUCGAAUUCGAUAUCCUCUACCAUGUUACAGUGCUCCAGCAUCAUGAGAUAUGACAAGUACAUGUACAUUUAUGCCUUUUUAAUCUACAUAUUCGUUACUCAAAUGAA
Messenger RNA from Serpula lacrymans var. lacrymans S7.9, 1949 nucleotides. RefSeq lists its product as uncharacterized. Bases 157 to 1833 code for a protein of 558 amino acids. NCBI's taxonomy places the organism in Eukaryota, Fungi, Basidiomycota, Agaricomycetes, Boletales, Serpulaceae. Gene Ontology annotation, biological process: carbohydrate transport; transmembrane transport. The record is from RefSeq and is a predicted model, not a curated record. The transcript is spliced from 22 exons. Gene Ontology annotation, molecular function: carbohydrate:proton symporter activity. Gene Ontology annotation, cellular component: membrane.